Molecule: messenger RNA, 2187 nt
Organism: Miscanthus lutarioriparius
Lineage: Eukaryota; Viridiplantae; Streptophyta; Magnoliopsida; Poales; Poaceae
Source: the annotation of a GenBank genome assembly
AUGGCUCGCCCUUCGAAGCUCUACCUCGUCUGCUACAACUCCCUCCAAUCGCUCGGAUGGCUCAUCGCCCUCCUCCGCCUCCUGCCCUGCCUCGCCCCUCCAUUCCCUGUCCACUCCGCGUACGCGGUCGCCGGAGACCUCAUCUGUUUCCUGCAGACAUGUGCGAUCCUUGAAACGGUCCACGCUGCCAUCGGAUUGGUGCCGACCGCGCCACUUCUUUCUUUCUUGCAAUGGGGUGGGAGGACCCAUUUCGUCCUGGCUGUUGUCCGGCAAAUUCCCGAGGUUCAGAGGAGUCCAUCUGUGUACAUAACAUUUAUAGCUUGGAGCAUAUCUGAGGUCAUCCGUUACUCUCACUAUGCUCUGACUACCUUAAAAGUUUGUCCAGGAUGGCUGACAUAUCUCAGUGUGGACUAUGUAUCAAACUCUCCCGUUUGUGAAGAAGAGGAACCUUUACUCAGGUUUCUUCAAGAAGUUCUCCAUGAGCUACCAUUCAUUUCUAGUGGGUGUGCUGGUGGUCUAUCCGUUCCUAUGGCUGAAGCUGUACCUGCAUGUGUUCAAACAACGCAAGUCCAAGCUGGGAAAGGGGAGCAGGAAGAAACGAACCUGAGAAAAACAUGGCUCAGCUCAGGUGAGAGGUUGCAGCAAGGCCCUGGUGGUCUUAACAGUAUAGGAUUUGCAGUCAUCAGAAAGGGAUGCUUAAAGUUUAGAUGUUAUGCGAUUGGCGAUGAACUUAAUGGUCCAGGGCGCUUUAAUAAGCCUUUUAACAAAAACAGUAAUGGACCUGUUUUCCAAGGACUCGAUGCGUCUGGUGCUUCUUUUAGAACUGUUGGUGCUGAAAUCACUCAGGAUACAAGAGAUUUCUUUGUCAGUGAUGCAGAGGGUGAUCCAGACAAACCUACCGAUGGAUUUGCCUCAAUCGACCAGGCUAUAAAUGCUUUGCGUGAAGGAAAGUUUGUUAUUGCUGUAGAUGAUGAAAACGGCGAUAACGAAGGUGAUCUUGUGAUGGCGGCCACUCUAGUGAACCCAAAGUCAAUUGCAUUCAUGAUCAGGAACGGUUCUGGGAUUAUCUCAGUAGGCAUGACAGAAGAGGACCUAACAAGACUGAUGAUUCCUAUGAUGUCCCCAAUUACAGAAAUCGAAGAUAUCACGGCUGCUGCUUCCACGGUGACAGUGGAUGCCCGGGUUGGCAUAUCUACCGGUGUCUCAGCUGCAGAUAGGGCAAAGACCAUCCUUACUCUAGCCUCUCCUGAUUCCAAGCCCAGUGAUCUGAGGAGACCAGGCCAUAUAUUCCCCCUCAAGUACCGAAAUGGGGGUGUGCUGAAAAGAGCUGGCCACACAGAAGCGUCAGUUGAUCUUGUUGCAUUGUCAGGUUUCCGUCCUGUAUCCAUUCUCUCCACUGUCAUGGACCCCAGGGAUGGUUCACUGGCAGGAAUAACAGUUCUGCAGCAGAUGGCUAUGGAGCAUGACAUACCGAUCAUUUCGAUUGCUGAUCUCAUCCGGUAUAGAAGGAAGCGGGAGAAGCUGGUGGAGCUGAUUGCUGUGUCUCGCCUGCCGACGAAGUGGGGCCUCUUCCGAGCUUACUGCUACCAAUCCAAGCUCGAUGGAACUGAGCACAUUGCUGUUGUGAAGGGCGAUAUCGAUGACGGUGAAGAUGUCCUGGUGAGAGUGCACUCAGAGUGCCUGACGGGGGACAUCCUCGGGUCAGCCCGCUGCGACUGCGGCAACCAGCUUGAGCUGGCGAUGCAGCUGAUCGAGAGGGCCGGCCGUGGCGUGCUCGUGUACCUCCGCGGCCACGAGGGCCGCGGCAUUGGCCUGGGACAGAAGCUCCGCGCCUACAAUCUCCAGGACCAGGGCCACGACACCGUCGAGGCGAACGUCGAGCUCGGCCUCGCCGUGGACGCCCGCGAGUACGGCAUCGGCGCCCAGAUACUCCGUGACAUCGGCGUGCGCACGAUGCGGCUGAUGACCAACAACCCGGCCAAGUUCAUCGGGCUCAAGGGCUACGGACUCGCCGUGGUGGGGAGGGUGCCGGUGAUCUCUCCCAUCACCGAGGAGAACCAGAAGUACCUCGAGACGAAGCGCACCAAAAUGGGGCACGUCUACGGCUCCGACCUCCCUGGCAGCCUGCCGGAGUUCGCCAAUCCACAAGGCACCCCCACAGAACAAGAAGACGAUAACCAAAACUGA